AUCAGUUUUCGCUAAGCUAGACAAACAUCUCUAGCCAGAGCUCUCAAACUCACCAUGGCCAACUCCUCCAACUUCCAAACUGCUCCUUGUGAUGCACUCAUGGAGUACAAUGAACUCAUCUUCCGCGACCUCUACUUGCACCAUCCCAAUAGUGACAAGGAUAAGGAGAAACACACAAUAAUACGUGUCAAUGGUGUUUCCGGUUUUGGCGCAACAGCUGUUAACAACUGGGAAAUAUACGACGGAGACAGGUAUGAUGCCACGGUUGUUGCUCAUGGACAAGGCCUGCAUAUCAGUGCUGGUAACUGGCAUAACACUUUCAGUAUGGUGUUUGAUGCUGACAGGUUCAUGGGAUCGACGCUUCAGGUGAUGGGAAUAUCUAUUGAAGAUGGUGAGUGGGCUAUUGUUGGCGGGACAGGAGAGUUUGCUAUGGCAACCGGUGUUAUAUUCAAAAAACUUUAUAAGAAAAGUGAACACUAUAGCAUUAUAAAGCUUACCAUCCGCGCAUUCUGCCCCUUGCUGAAAGGAUCAUGGAGUCUUCCUGCAAAGAUUGGUCCUUGGGGUGGAGAUGGUGGAACAGCUCAAAACAUGAUUAAAGCAUCAAGGCGCCUAGAAAGCAUCACCAUUUCAAGCGGUGAUGUUGUCGAUUCAAUUGCAUUUUCUUACAUUGAUGAAGCUGAUCAAAACUGCACCACAGAUCGAUUAGGCGGUCCAGGAGGAAGUUCUAGCACGAUCCAGCUCGCCCCUUCAGAGUUUUUGACAGAAGUUUCUGGGACUAUUAGUGAUGGUCGUUGCGAAGUUGUAGAAUCAAUUCAAUUUGUCACCAAUAUCCAGACAUAUGGUCCUUUUGGAACUCAAGAUGGAACGCCUUUCACCUUCUCUGUGCCGAGAUAUAAGAAGGUUGUAGGCUUCUUUGGCCGCGGCGGCUUAUUUCUCGAUGCAAUUGGUAUAUACUUGCAGCCUGUUUAAGCGCCCUAUGUGUUGCUGACUUGCUGCCACAAAUAUGUCCCCGCGGGGACAUAUUUUCUCGUCUCGCCAAUCUUCUGAAACUGUAGUGAAUUGUGUCGUUUCCACGAGCACAUCAGAACUGAAAAUAUCAUCUGAGAUGUUCAUAAGUGAUCCACAUUCUUCUGAUUAAUGGUCUUGUGUAACAAUGCAUAAAUCAUCAAAAUUCUUCUAUUCCGUGGACUAGCUGUGUGGUUUUUGUGUCACUUGUAACACUUCCAUAUUUACAGCGGGAUGAGUUGAAGACCCAAUAUGUUGCUCCCCUGCAUUUUGUAAUCACUCUCCAAAUAUAAGGAGCUAUCAUCGUCCGUGAA
Messenger RNA from Hordeum vulgare subsp. vulgare (domesticated barley), 1319 nucleotides. Its product is annotated as mannose/glucose-specific lectin-like. NCBI's taxonomy places the organism in Eukaryota, Viridiplantae, Streptophyta, Magnoliopsida, Poales, Poaceae. The record is from RefSeq and is a predicted model, not a curated record. The transcript has 4 exons. Gene Ontology annotation, molecular function: carbohydrate binding. Bases 55 to 969 code for a protein of 304 amino acids.